Molecule: messenger RNA, 4157 nt
Organism: Apodemus sylvaticus (European woodmouse)
Lineage: Eukaryota; Metazoa; Chordata; Mammalia; Rodentia; Muridae
Gene: Extl1
Product: exostosin like glycosyltransferase 1
Exons: 11
Coding region: 750-2873 (707 amino acids)
Cellular component (GO): membrane
Molecular function (GO): glycosyltransferase activity
Source: RefSeq, a predicted model, not a curated record
UUAGAGACCUGGACCGACCAGAUACCUUCUGGAGUGGGACCUGGAGCUGCCGGCUGGACUUGUGGGGCCGGAGCAGAAAUUCGGAGCGUAGGUCUUGCCCUCUGCCCCGUGACAGCUCUUAGCCGGAGGGUGCAUGGCAGCUGCCUGGAUUAGGGGUCAUAGCUGAGGGAAAGAAGACCAGUACUCCGAAUCUUCUCAUCCUCCAGGCAGCAGGCAUGGGAUGCACUCAGACUCCAACUUCUGCUGGCUUUGGUGGCCCACACGGACACAAGGUCUAUUUAUAGUUCUGCCACAGAAAGACCAGCCACCAAGCACAGGGUAGUCAGGGUUUUUUCAAGGGCUUUGGGGGCAGAGGCAAGAGUGGGAGAGGCCAGUCCUGUCUCCUUCCACAUCUUCCCUGGCCACCCCUUCCCGAUGUUCACUCUCCAUGAACCCGGGCAGUUCUGCGCAGUCUGGCAGAUAGCCUGACCCCGGGUCAAGGGCAAGGUCAGGGGUGCAGACCCAAUCGCAGACGGACACGGGCGAUCUUGUGGUCUGGGCAAGGGUUGCAUCAGCUCAACGAGCAGUGGCCCGGGGCAGAGGCCCUGAUGAGAGAGCAAAGGCUGACUUAGGUUGUGGGAAAACAGAAAAAGCAAUCGGAGAGUGGGUAGGCAAAUUUGGAAAGCCAGAGCCUCCCUGGACCUCCCCCGAGGGGCCAUUCCCACAGGUGGCCAAUGGUUGCUCGAACUUAGGCAGGGAACCUGCCUUCAAUGGUGGAAGCUCUAGACCAGAAGGCUCCUCUCUCCUGCCCGGGGUCGCCUUCUUCCCCUCUUGCUACAGAAAAUCCUCACUUCCUUCUAGCCCUAGCUGUGGGUGGCCACAUGCUGUGGAGAAGAAAGUCCUUCUGGCUGGCGGCGUUGUCAGCCUUCUGGCUCCUCCUCAUCCUCCUAGGAGUCUUCCCUCUUCGCCUGGCAGUGUCGCCCGGUCCUCCUCCCGGGCGCUCCCAAGGCUGGCCCCGCUGGCUGGAUGCUGCCUUCCUACAGAGUUUCUCCCAGUCUGAGACGAAGCCAGAAGAUGUCGCACAGCUCCCUCAAGUCUCCCGGGGGAGCAGCUGCACCUGGGGAGCCUGCUUUGACACCUCCAAAUGUAAGGGGAAGGUCCUCAAGAUCUUUGUGCACUCUCCGGCUGGUCCGAGCACUGAGACUCAGCGCAGGGUCCUGGACUCCCUGGAAGGCUCCCGCUACUCUGCCCGCAGCCCAGCAGACGCUUGUCUUCUUCUCUCUCUCCCGAGCCAGGACCAUAGAGGAGCAUGUGGGUCCCUGCCUCCCAACUGGAACGGAGGCCGGAACCAUCUGGUGCUCAGUCUCUCCCCAGCCCCUUGCACCAGGCUGGGACAGGCGAUGGUAGCUGAGGCCAGCCCCUCCUCAGACAUCUUCCGCCCGGGCUUCGAUAUAGCGCUCCCGUAUCUCCCCGAUGCUCACCCAUUGCAAGGUGGGGCUCCUGGCAGGUUGCAGCAGCACAGUCCCCAACCUGGGGCCACCUUACUGGCCGUGGCAGAGGAGAGAGGCAGGUGGCGGAUCACAAGUAUCCACGCCUCAGCCUGCCCCUGGGACAGACACUGUGAGCAGGACCCCGGACCUCGGCAGAUCUACCCAGAAGAGACACUUCCCAAUGCCACCUUCUGCCUCAUUCCUGGCCACCGGUCUGCCACCUCCUGCUUCCUCCAAGCCCUUCAGGCCGGCUGCAUCCCUGUGCUCCUCAGCCCCCGCUGGGAGCUGCCUUUCUCUGAAGUCAUCGACUGGACCAAGGCAGCCGUCAUUGCUGACGAGAGGCUCCCGCUGCAGGUCCUGGCUGCCCUCCGUGAAAUGCUCCCCUCGAGGGUUCUCGCGCUGCGCCAGCAGACCCAGUUUCUGUGGACCGCUUACUUCUCAUCGGUGGAAAAAGUCAUCCAAACUACCCUCGAGAUCAUUCAGGACCGGAUCUGGGGUGCAUCAGCUCACCCCUCACUCAUGUGGAAUAGCCCCCCGGGGGCACUCCUGGCUUUGCCCACGUUUUCCACGAGCCUUCAAGACUUCCCCUUUUAUCAUCUGCAACUGGGUUCCAGCCCUGGGAGGCGGUUCAGCGCUGUGAUCUGGGUGGGGACCUCUGGAGAGCCCCUGCGGAAACUCAUCCAGGAGGUGGCAGGUUCCCGGCACUGUGCCCAGAUCCUGAUUCUCUGGAACAGUGAGAAGUCGCCCACUGACAGGUGGCCCGAGACAGCGGUGCCCCUAACAGUCAUUGAGGGGCACAGGAAGGUCAGCGACCGAUUCUUCCCGUAUAGCAACAUCAGUACCAAUGUCAUCCUCAGCCUUGAUGCUCAGAGCAUUCUCUCUACUAGUGAGGUGGACUUUGCCUUUGAAGUGUGGCAUAGCUUUCCUGAGCGGAUGGUGGGCUUCCUGACAAGGAACCACUUCUGGGAUGAAGCCCAGGGUGGCUGGGGCUACAGUACUGAGAUAGCCAAUGAGUUCUCCAUGGUCCAGACCACGGCUGCCUUCUACCACAGGUAUUACCACACCCUCUUCACCCACUCCCUGCCUAAAACCCUGAGGACCCUGGCCGAUGAGACUCCCACCUGUGUUGACAUCCUGAUGAACUUCCUGGUAGCCACCGUCACCAAACUGCCCCCUAUCAAGGUGCCUUAUGGCAGACGGCACCCGGAGGCGACCCCAAUGGAUUCUGCGGGUCCACGACCCAUGCCCGAGCCGCAGUCCCUGGAUCAGGACUGCAUCAACCGUUUAGCAGCAGGAUUCGGCCACAUGCCUCUGGUUUCCUCUCGAGUGCGUUUGGACCCGGUGCUGUUCAAGGACCCGGUUUCAGUGCAACGCAAAAAGUAUCGCAGUUUAGAGAAGCCAUAGGCGAGGAGACGUGUACACCUGUCUGCUAGACACGAGAGAACCGAGCGAACCAACAGAGACGGAUCAAAGUCCUGUUCUGGUUGGCCAAUCACGACAGGGAUCCCGGAGAGCCGAGCCGAGGUCUUCCCCGACUGCAGUGGGGUUGCAUUUCGCACAGGCUGGUGCACAGGCUGAUCUGGUGCCCUGAGAUGCCUUUCUCUGCAUCUCUGCCUGGUCCAGGUCUAACCUGCACUCACCUCCUUGGAGUGAAGCCCUAGCAGGAUUCACGCUGAGUGGUGUGGCCUUGAGCACGUCACCCUGCCCCAGAACCGGCCGUCGAGCACCGAAGGGCGGGUCCCGCCCUCCUCUCUGGUCUGGCAGGUGCAUUGUAAAUAUUUGAGCAAUAGCUGCAAGAGUAUUAACUGAUUGCCAGCGUGGUAAACACGGGCCGAAUGCGCACGAGACAUAAUGCUGCCCCUUACUCUGGAGGUCCUGGUCCACGUAGAAAGCGGACACCAGGAUUUCCAGGCUCAAUCAAGCGUGAACAAAGAAGCCACGAGUCGGAGAUAACCAGAGGAUUGGGUGUUAUGUGCCAGCCUCACAGCAGAUGCCCGGUCUUGGGCGAUCAGCAGCACUGCACUACCAAUCUUGACCACUAGAGGUCAGCCGUUGCACUGCUCCUCCUCCGAAGGAAUGGAGUUUGUUUUUUGCUUUCUUGGCAUUUUGUUGUUUGUUUGUUUGUUUGUUUGUCUUUGUUUUUCAAGUAAGGGUUUCUCUGUGUAGUCCUGGCUGUCCUGGAACUCACUCUGUAUGCCAGGCUGGCCUCAAACUCACAGAUCCACCUGCGUUUUACUUCCUGAGUGCUGAGAUUAAAUUCAUGCCCAUCACCUCCCGGCUGCUUCUUGAACUUGGGGGGUCGGGAGGGGAGGAGGAGGAGACAAGGUCCCGGUAUGUAACCCAGGCUGGCCUGGAACUCACAGCAGUCUUACUGCCUCAGUUUCCCAAGUGUUAGAGUUACAGGCGUGAGCCACAAUGCCUGACUGAAUGGAGUUAAAGAUUCCGGUGUGUGCAGACCCCAGUAUGAAAACGUGGGAGGAAUAUGACAGAACUCCACUUUGGCCGGCCCACUUGUCGCUCGGGCUGUUGGCAGAUGGGCUGGUGGCGAGGAAGAGGGCUGUCCUCGGCGUCCUGUAGGUGAGAAUGGAUUGGGGAGGGGAGGCUGCUUUUCCUGGGUUCGUCCACCUGGAACUGGAAUUAUCGCUUCCGAAAUAAAGCACGUGGCCCACUCACGGCUCUGGCUAUAAA